Trichomonas vaginalis G3 is the source of this 567-nucleotide messenger RNA. Its product is annotated as small Rab GTPase RabC9. Bases 1 to 567 code for a protein of 188 amino acids. Lineage: Eukaryota; Parabasalia; Trichomonadida; Trichomonadidae. The record is from RefSeq and is a predicted model, not a curated record. Gene Ontology annotation, molecular function: GTPase activity; GTP binding. The transcript has a single exon.
AUGAAAAUUGUUUUAGUUGGAGAUACUCAAGUCGGUAAAACAUCAAUUGUAACUCGCCUGAAGAAAGGCAGGUUUGCGGAGAAUACAACUGCCACAGUUGGUGCAGCGUUGCAAGAAUAUGUUGUACAAACUGAAACUGGUAGUGUUACCAUGCAAAUAUGGGAUACAGCCGGACAAGAAAAAUUCAGAACUCUUGCUCCGAUGUAUUAUAGAACAGCAAAUGUCGCUUUAAUUGUUUAUGAUAUCACAAAAUCUGAUACUUUUAGGUCAUUAGAAAUAUGGACAAAAGAGUUACAAGAUAAAGGUCCACAAGGAUUAAGAAUAUGCAUAGUUGGCAAUAAAUGUGAUCUUGCAGAUGAAAGAGCCGUUCAAACGACACAAGGAGAAGACUUUGCAUACGCACAUCAAGCAAGUUACUUUGCUGAAGUAUCUGCUAAGAGUGGUGAUGGAAUUAUACGACUUUUUGAAAAAAUUGCAACAUUAAAUGAAGUUGAUAACAGAGUUACUACCUCUGAACCGAUAGAAAUAAUGGCACUUAAUCAAAAUAACAAAUCAUCAUGUUGUUAA